CUUUCCCCCCUGAUGUGAUGGACUCAAUCAGAGCUGGAGUCCAGCCAAACACACACAGAGCUGCUCUGGAGGAUGUGCGUAGUAGUCCUGAGAGCUUUAUCAGAGUACACCAACACCACGCUCCUGUGAAUACCAUGAAGCCAAAGUCUCUCUGUGUGCCUCGACUUGGACUCUUUGAGGACACUGAUGUCAGAUACAGGCGGCAGGUCGACAGCGGCUCACCGGAGCAGAGCCUCGAUCAGCCGGCAGAGAGUCCCAAAGAUCCGCGCUUCACUUUACUGCAGCCGGAGAGAUCUCCAUAUCAGCACUUAGUGGAAGAUGACAGCCAACUCAGACUAAAGGAGGAAAAGAAAACGAAAAAGAAAGAAAAGUAUAAAAAAUACAAAAAGAACGUGGGGAAGGCUCUUCGCUACAGUUGGAAAUGUCUGAUGUUGGGUCUGCAGAACUUCACUGUGGGAUACUCCACCCCUCUUUCUGCUGCUGCCACAAUUGUUCCAGAUUUCCAUUCGGGAGGAGCCUGGAGUUGAGAGAAUCCGUGGCCAGCAUUUACUGUCAGGACCCAAAAUCUUCUCAUAUGGAGCAGUUAAUGCUGCACAUCCAGAUGCUGAUUAAUUUUUUUUACCUGACAUCUGCCCUGGACAUGCAUCUCAACCUCUCAUGCUGUUAAUAUUAUGUAUGUCUUCUCUUUGGAUUUGUGAUAAAGUUAUGUUCACAUUGCAAUUGAGAUCUACAGCUGUAAGGAAGACUUGUCUUUGUAUACUCAUGUUUUAUUUGUGUAUAUUUUGCUAUGAUUGAAUUAAUGUAUUCGUGUAUCAAAGUGAUUCUUGUUUAUAGAACAAGUAGGCAACUAACAUUUUGUCUGAAUUUUUAAUUAUUUCAUGCAUAUGUGCUUGGAUCACCUGAUUAUUUUAUUUGCAACUCACUGUAUAGACUUCAAAUUAACAGGGGAAACUGGUUUAGACUA
Pimephales promelas (fathead minnow) is the source of this 964-nucleotide messenger RNA. RefSeq lists its product as uncharacterized. Lineage: Eukaryota; Metazoa; Chordata; Actinopteri; Cypriniformes; Leuciscidae. The record is from RefSeq and is a predicted model, not a curated record.